AUGGCCACCAAGAAAAUCCGCAAGAUAGCUUUGGAGGAGGCAUUCCAGCUACCCGACCUCGCGACAAACAACAACAACUUUACCGCCCCCAAUGGCGCUUCGGACCUAACAGCGAAUUUGGUGGACAUUCACGAGCAACGAUUGAGAGGGAUGGAUGAGAAUGAAAUAUCCUACAUGGUACUGUCCCUUACAUCCGCUGGCCCUCAGGAUCAACGAGAUCCCGCUGCAGCUCAAGCCCUAGCCGAGCGAGCGAACAAUUACCUCGCAGAGAGAAUACGUCAAAACCCAUCGCGGUUCGGGGGCUUUGGGGCUCUGAGCAUGCAUGAUCCCCAGUCUGCAGCUUUGGAGGCCAGACGUGCGAUCAAAGAAUUGGGAUUUCACGGACUUCUGGUCAACGAUUUCCAAACAACUGGAGCCGACGGAGAAGGUGCUAUUUUCUAUGACCAGCCCGAAUGGGAUGUGUUUUGGAAGGAGAUUGAGGAGCUUGAUGUGCCUCUAUACAUCCACCCUAGACUGACUACCCCCGCUGCCACCGAGUUAUUCCUGACCGGAAGGCCGUGGCUACGAGGCAGCACCUUUUUCUUUAGUGUUGUAACCCAACUUGGAGGUGUAUCACUCCACGUUCUAGGACUCUAUGCCAAUGGUGUCUUUGAUCGUUUCCCACGCCUUCAAAUCAUCAUUGGGCACAUGGGUGAACACAUCCCAUAUCAGAUAUGGCGUUUCGACCAUCGCAUGAGUCUGUAUACGGAAGGCUCUCUACCUAAAGCAAAGAGGUCUCUCCGGGAUACCAUGAAGACCAACAUAUCAAUUACCACCAGUGGACACUAUGGAACACCGGCAUUACUGUUUGCGAUCCAAGAACUGGGAAUUGACCGAAUUAUGUUUUCAAUUGACUAUCCAUACGAAACAAUUGACGAAGGUGCAAAGUGGUUUGAUAGCAUAACAGAGCUGACUGAACAACAGAAGGAACAAAUUGCGUUUGGAAAUGCCAGAAAGCUGCUCAAGCUCAACCAGUGA
Molecule: messenger RNA, 1017 nt
Organism: Penicillium paradoxum
Lineage: Eukaryota; Fungi; Ascomycota; Eurotiomycetes; Eurotiales; Aspergillaceae
Product: amidohydrolase family protein
Exons: 4
Coding region: 1-1017 (338 amino acids)
Biological process (GO): secondary metabolic process
Cellular component (GO): cytoplasm; cytosol
Molecular function (GO): hydrolase activity; carboxy-lyase activity
Source: RefSeq, a predicted model, not a curated record